Messenger RNA from Liolophura sinensis, 1240 nucleotides. Its product is annotated as delta-like protein 4. Bases 44 to 1240 code for a protein of 398 amino acids. Gene Ontology annotation, cellular component: membrane. Gene Ontology annotation, biological process: multicellular organism development; cell communication; Notch signaling pathway. NCBI's taxonomy places the organism in Eukaryota, Metazoa, Mollusca, Polyplacophora, Chitonida, Chitonidae. The transcript has 9 exons. The record is from RefSeq and is a predicted model, not a curated record.
CAGUUGUUUAAAUGACUGCCUUUAUUUCCUUUUAAUUUUACAGAUGCGGACGUUUACCCCAGCGCUGUUGGCUGCCUUCAUGCUGCUAACUAUGGUGAAAAGCUCUGGUGUGUUUGAAGUUCGACUGACGUCAUUAUCCAACGACAAAGGCAUGACGUCACAGGGAGAGUGCUGCCAAUCAGACGGCGAGGGGCGGCGCUCGUGCCGGGAACAGUGUCGGACAUUUGUCACCAUCUGCUUGAUGCACUACCAGAACAAAAUUGUCCGGUCAUACCCGUCUUGUACGUUCGGUCAGUUUGCCACCCCACUCUUAGGGGGCAACAAUAUUGACCUGAGGGAGGAAACCGGUGACGGGCCGUACAGCGUUAAGUUACCAUUCACAUUCUCCUGGCCGAAAUCCUUCACACUUAUCAUAGAGGUGUGGCACGACGAAUAUGGGAACCAGUCAAUAGCAGAAGAGAAGCGUAUCUUGGAGGUGACCAAGACGGGAUCUGCUGGGCCAUCCAAAGCGUGGAAGAUCGGACAACAGGGGAACUAUCAUGCCGAGUUAACAUUCGCCUACCGUGUGGUUUGUGAUCAAAAUUACUACGGGGACGGUUGUGAUCGCCUGUGCAAGGCAAGAGAUGACCGCUUUGGUCAUUACGUGUGUAGCCAUAAUGGCACCAAGCUCUGCCUAAAAGGAUGGACCGGAAUGUUCUGUGAACAAGCCGUGUGUCACGAGCGCUGUAACUUGUCUCACAGUUUCUGUGACAGUCCCGCCUUGUGCAGGUGUCGCCUGGGCUGGCAGGGCGAGUACUGCGAACAGUGUGUGAAGAGCCCGGAUUGUCACCAUGGAUUCUGUUACGAGCCAUGGCAGUGUGUGUGUCACCAGGGAUGGACAGGCAUCAACUGUGACAUCGAUGCCCGGUUUUGUGAGAAACGUCGACCGUGUAAGAACGGAGGCACGUGUCGGCUUGACUGGACUAGCAACUACACGUGUGAGUGCCCACGUGGUUUUGGUGGGAAGGAUUGUCAGCUAGUCACGUGUUCCGACGAUAUCUGUCUUAAUGGCGGUUCCUGUGUGGAAAAAGCCUCUUUCAUACAGUGUGGGUGUCGGGAAGGCUUCUACGGGGAGCGGUGCGAACACGUGCGUUUAUCGUGUGAUGACUUAGUGUGCCAGAAUAAUGGGACCUGCACAGUGGACGAUUCCGGUCGGCGGUGUUUGUGUCCGGAUAUCCGCCAUUUUGAAGAAACCAUUUAG